CCAAACUAGCCCACGCGGGGCGCUAGUGCGCGAUCCUUCGGACUGGAGCCCGGACGCUCCUCCGCUUUUCCACCCAGAGCUUCAUAUAUUCAGCCAUUGGCUACCCAUCCUCUUGUACCUUCUACCUCCCUUCCCUCCCACUUGCCGGACCCCCUCCCGCCCACCUGCGAGGUGAGUCGCCCAUCAACGCGGCACGGCAUACAUUGGAGCCAUCGGUCGGUUGUCCUCUCUUCUCCAUCCAUACCACCGCCGAGAUGUCAGCCAAACCUACCCUACGGGUGUCGACGCCGCUCACGGCCAACUUCCCUCACAUCCCGCCGACACCCUCAGAGCUGCGUUCCGCCGCGUCGCUUCCCUCGGCCGUCUCCACCACCACACCCCUCUCUGCUGUCUCGCGCAGCUCGGCCUUCCGGGAUCCGAUCCGAUCCUCCGGACUGCCCUCCGCCGGCCUACCUUCGGCGGGACCUUUCAGCGCCACCAUCAAGCUCGAACAUGACCUCCAGAAGACGCCCAUCACGCCUCCUGUCGCGUACCUGGAUUUCCUGAAGGGCAUGUCGCUGGCGUCGCCGAGCAUCGCCUCGCCACCACAGACCGGCAGGUCGAUGCUGAACCGGACAAGCACUGCCAGCAGCACACGCAGCAAUGACAGCAGCACUACCAACGCCUCGACGGAGCCGGAUGAUUCCGAGAAGGAGAAGGGCGAGCAGAUCGAGAGCGCGCCAACGACAGCGCGAUCCGAGCUCAGCUGCGAGGGUGAGGAGGACAAGGACAAGGACAAGGACAAGGAAAAGGAAAAGGAAAAGGACCAGGACAAGGCGAGGAAUCCGAAGCCUGCGUCAACCGAGACAAAGCGGCCAAUUUCACCUCGCAGCUCCAACUGCCCUAUGUCUGCGCCGCCUGUGGGGCCAACAGUAUUCCCAAGCAUGAAGCUCCCCGCGUCCCCGGCGAUUUCCGCCUCUGGCCUGUACUCGCCAAGGUCACCCCUCAGCGCCGCGUCGGUGAAAUCUCCCUUCGACUGGGAAGCAGCGCUGCGGGCCAGGAGGUUCGCCGAGACGCCGGGGUCGAAGCGCCCUGCCGCGCCAGACACCCCCGGGAUCCCGGCUGCCGCCGCCGCCACGCCAGGCACAGCAGGGCAGACGAAGAGGGACUCGAGGUCGAGCAUCCGGCAUAUUCGCGAGGUCGUCACGAGGACUGUCACUUACACCCCGCGAAUGGGGCCCGCGCCCAAGGGGAAGAGGAGAAAGAUCGACCCGGAGGAAACGGGGGUCAAAUCAUGAAGAGGACUGGACGAGGACAGAUCAAGGAAACCCGCGUACAUAAUGUUUUGCAGCGGUACUGGUUUACCGCUGUUCACCUCUCCUACUCCUUAGCGGCGGAGCGUAUCAGUUACGGCGCAUUGCCUUUGUCUCACCACACCGACGACGACAACAAUAACAACAACACAACAAAACCGC
Messenger RNA from Thermothielavioides terrestris NRRL 8126, 1454 nucleotides. RefSeq lists its product as uncharacterized. The record is from RefSeq and is a predicted model, not a curated record. The transcript has a single exon. NCBI's taxonomy places the organism in Eukaryota, Fungi, Ascomycota, Sordariomycetes, Sordariales, Chaetomiaceae. Bases 255 to 1277 code for a protein of 340 amino acids.